Molecule: messenger RNA, 765 nt
Organism: Leptosomus discolor (cuckoo roller)
Lineage: Eukaryota; Metazoa; Chordata; Aves; Leptosomiformes; Leptosomidae
Source: RefSeq, a predicted model, not a curated record
GUUCAUGCCUCCCGCAGUAACAACAUGUGCAUCGUUGGCGGUUUUACUCAAAUGAUCCGAGAGGGGGGACCAAGGUCGCUGUGGCGAGGGAAUGGCAUCAAUGUGUUGAAGAUUGCACCGGAGUCUGCCAUUAAAUUCAUGGCCUAUGAGCAGAUCAAGCGGUUCAUUGGUACUGACCAAGAAAUGCUGCGGAUCCACGAGCGGCUGUUGGCCGGUUCUCUGGCUGGGGCCAUCGCACAGAGCAGCAUCUACCCGAUGGAGGUUCUGAAAACACGGAUGGCUCUAAGGAAGACAGGACAAUAUUCAGGCAUGUUGGAUUGUGCCAAAAACAUCCUUUCGAAGGAAGGAAUGGCUGCCUUUUACAAAGGCUACAUCCCCAACAUGCUAGGAAUCAUUCCGUAUGCUGGCAUUGACCUGGCAGUCUAUGAGACACUAAAAAAUGCCUGGCUGCAACGCUAUGCUGUCAACAGUGCCGACCCCGGAGUCUUUGUUCUUCUGGCUUGUGGCACCAUCUCCAGUACCUGUGGACAGCUUGCCAGUUACCCUCUGGCUCUUGUGAGGACACGUAUGCAGGCUCAAGCUUCAGUGGAGGGCGCUCCCGAGGUGACGAUGAGGGGACUGUUUAAGCACAUUCUGAAGACAGAGGGAGCAUUUGGUCUGUACCGGGGUCUGGCACCGAACUUUAUGAAGGUGAUCCCGGCUGUGAGCAUCAGUUACGUGGUUUAUGAAAACUUGAAGAUGACUCUGGGCGUGCAGUCGCGGUGA